AUGAGCGUUUCCCAACCAUCGUUCAAGGUCGGGCUUACUCAGGAGGAAAAGAAACUCUACUCGCAGUUGUUCAAGUCUUUGGACCCAGAGGGCAGUGGUAUUGUCACUGGGGAGAAGGCAAGAGCGACGUUCGAGAAGACUGGAUUGCCUCCAAACAUUUUAGGUGAAAUCUGGCAGCUUGCAGACCACAACAAUGUUGGUUUUUUGACGCAAUUUGGCUUUUGCUACGCUAUGCGUUUGAUUGGGUACACACAAGCGGGCCACUUUCCUACGGCGGCGCUUGCUGAACAACCGGGACCUUUACCAAAAUUUGCUAACCCAAACCCAGGGUCCCCUGGCCCCUCUCACUUGGCGCCACAGCUGACGAGCAGCUCGUUUCUUCAAACACAGCCCAGCUCGUUGAUUCCGCAAAAUACUGCUACUCAGCAGUUGCAGCCUCUGGACCCGAUUGGACCCGUGUCUCCAGAAGACUACGAGCGUUUUAAGCAGAUGUUUGUGAAAACCACCGGCUCAGAACUGGUGCCCUUGAAUGGCAACGCCGCAAAGGACAUCUUGAUGAAAGCUAAAUUGCCUACUGCAACUUUGGGUCAGAUUUGGGCUCUUGUAGAUGUUCACAACAAGGGAUCUUUGGACUUGCAUGCUUUCGUCAUAGCCAUGCACUUGAUCCACGGCUUGCUCAGCGGCUCCAUCAAAACCUUGCCUCCAUUUUUGCCAGAGACCGUGUGGCAAUCCGUAGAUGUCGCCAAACUGGCCGAGAACCAAGGCACACGUCAGGUCUCACAAGCUUCUGUGAGCUCCCAACUGUCAACAGUCAGACAUCCCCCAGCAAGUUCCGGCAACGAAUGGGCUGUAUCGCCUCAGCAAAAGCAAAUGUUCGACGCGAUGUUUGACAAUUUGGACACCCAGAGGACGGGAAAAUUGUCUCCGGAUCAGGUGGCCAAUUUCCUCAUGACCUCCAGGUUGGGUCAGCAGGAUCUUGCGACGAUUUGGGACUUGGCAGAUAUUCAGAAUACUGGCAUAUUCACUAAGCUUGAGUUCUCCAUCGCGUUGUUCUUAGUGAAUCGGAAGAGAUCUGGCCUCGCUUUGCCUAACGUUGUACCCCAGACUUUGAUUCAGUCCUUAUCCGGCGGAACCCAACAGGUCUCCCAGUCUCAACCUCAGCAGCAAACACAGGCUCACCAAGCGGCUGCCGCCCCUUACGCAGAGAAAGCUCCUGCUGCACAAACUUCGAAAGCUAAGUCAUCUUUGGACGAGUUGGCUGACGUAUUUGGCUCUCAAUCUCCACCUCCUCAGACUGCCAAGCCGGCAUUGGAGCAGCGUGCUAGCUCCAGUGACUUGACAGGCACAGAAUUGCCAAAGGUUCGCAAGCAAUUGACUUCGUCAUUUAAGCCUACCUCCUCUUUUGGUCAGUCGCUUCUUUCUCAACAGCAACCUAAACUGUCCCCUGUCCACGAACCUCCAAAUUUGAUUGGUGACGAUGUUCCUAAAUCUUCAGCUAGUCCAGUGCCUGCCAAGGAAGUCACCUCUUCGCAGGUCCAACAGGCUUCACCAGUUAAACCUCAGGAACAGCAAAAGACUGUUGACUAUGAAGCUUUGAGGUCCGUUCCUCCUCCGCCACCAAAGAGAGGAACAGAAUCUGCUGGUCAGGAAUCUACUUUGUUCACACCAAGCGCAGAUCAGACAGCUGCGAGAUCUACAACUCAGCAGACAGCACCUCAAAAUAAUGACUUGUUAGCUGACUCUGAAGUAUCCGGUCAGUUGUCUCAGGCGAAUACUGAUAUUGCGAACAUAUCAAAUCAAAUCAAGUCUUUGACUUCACAGACCUCUAACUUGCACGAGAAAAAGACCAGAGCUGACCAAGAGUUGACGCGUAUCUUGGCGGUGAAGCAAGAAAUCGAUAACAAGUUGAAGACGCUCCGGGCAUCGUAUGCGAAUGAAGUCAAACAAGUUGAGCAGGUUGAGGCCACUUUGCGCACAGCCAGAGAAGAGACGGAGGCUCUAAGAUCAGAGGCAUCUAUCGCGGAAGCAAAACUCAAUAAUGUUUCUGGUGAGCUUCAUGAAAAGCAAGUUGCUGUUGAGGAGUUGCAGAAGACUAACAACUCUUUGCGUGAAAAAUUAGGCAACUUGAAUGCUGAGAUUGCUGAAGUCGAAAAGACAUUGAAACUGAAACAAGCGGAAAAUACCAAGCUUUCAAAUGACGUGAACGUGAAGAAGUCUCAAGUCCAGGUGUCAAUUGUGAAGAUUGACGAGAUAAAGCUGAAAAUAGCCGAGUUGGAGGACAAUACUCGUCACUUGCAUGAAGAACAUGCUAGCCUUGAGAAGCAGGAAGUCCAAAAUGAGCAGCAGGCCAGAGAGUUGCAAUCAAAGCAUGCAGACAUUCAGGAACGUUCUCAGCAACAGUCAUCGAAAUCUAAGCUUGGACUUGGAGCAGCUGCCACCGCUGCGGCGGGUGCUGCCCUUGGUGCUGGUGUUGCAGGUGCUCAUUUUGUGGGUAGCUCUGAUGAAGAUAAUAAGGACGCCGAGACUAAAGAGGUUCAAAGUCCUUCUCCCGCGCAAAACACUGUUGACACAGAAAAAUCACCAGCUCAAGUUAUACCGGGAUCUUUGGAGUCACAACUCAAUGUAAAUGAAGAGACUGAAGAUGCUGUGCAGCAAACAGAGAAGAUGCCUGGUCAUGAGGAGCCUUUUGUCAAUGCCAUCGUCCACGAGGUUCAGGAGAAGCCAACAGAGGAUAUGACAGGCGUCGAUGACUUCAGCGAAGCAUCGCAUCACGGACAAGCCCAAAAGGGAUCGAAGUCUGCUGAUGCCAAAUUCCUGGAUGAUGAUGAUAUCAAGAAUAGAUUUCCUGAAGUGCCUUACGAUAAUGGUACAAAUCAUACUACGACCUCGUCUGUUGCCACAGACUAUUACAGGAGAACUGAAUACAGUGAAAGAAGUGAAACACCUGUUACCUCCCCUAAUAGCUCUGAUUAUCAAUUCCAGUCAUCAGGAUCAGGUAUACCUGGAAGCAUGGUUGGAAUGCCAAACGUUCUCGUUGGUGUACAACGCACAGAUUCGUUAACAUCUAGCAUCCAAAACAACCCGUCAAUGUCAGUUCGUGAUGACAAUAUUGGUGAUGUCAGCGAGCGUGAAACAUUAAGCGGCGACAUCCCUGUUUCGCCUGCACCCUCUAAUCAGAUACCAAGAGCACAGAAGGAGCAGGAAGGGCAGGAGUCGAGCGAAGGAGAACGUAUAUCAUCUGGGGUUGAGCUGUUUGAAAUGGUUAACGCAGAUGAAGCAAGAGCUUUGGAAAGCCAUCUGGCACCACAACAAGCUUCACAUCCUCUUGCUCAAAGCUUUGUGCAACCCUCUGGAAGUCAAGGCGAUACCACACAAAGUCAGGGACAAGAUGAGGAAUUCCCUCCAAUUCGUGAGCUCGAAGUCGAUGAAAGUUCCUCUGACGAAGAGCCUGAGGAUGAGUUCGAUGACGCCGUCGACAACUUGAACAAUCAAGGUGGUACGACUCAAGCUCCCAGAGACGAGUUUGACGAUUUCGAGGAUGACCUCAGACCUGCAACACAGGAGGCCGGACAGGCUACUGAUGCAUUCGAUGAUGAAUUCGAUGGUUUGAAGACCGCACAGGCUGACAAAGAAGAGGACUUUGAUGGUGGUGAAGGUGAAUUUUCGAUUGAUGACCAUUUCACUGGCGUCGACGAUGCUGUUGUCUCGACCCACCCAGACUUCACUGGUGCCGGACAAAACAAGCCAGAAAGCAACGAUGAGUGGGAGCAGUUGUUCGCCGGCUUUGGCAAUGCAGCAGCUCCAAGCCAAUCUGCUCCUGUAGCAGCUCCAGAUGUCACGCUGCCUGAUGCAUCAAAAGAUCUUGCGAUCCAGGAACUUGUGGGUAUGGGUUUUGAGAAGGGCGUAGUUAUCGAUGCGUUGGAAAAAGAGAACUGGAACGUGGAAGCCGCAACCAACUACUUGUUAGAUCAUGCUUAA
Messenger RNA from Candidozyma auris, 3978 nucleotides. RefSeq names its product Cta3p (gene CTA3). Gene Ontology annotation, cellular component: plasma membrane; cytoplasm. The coding region runs from base 1 to 3978 and encodes 1325 amino acids. Gene Ontology annotation, biological process: endosomal transport; endocytosis. The transcript has 2 exons. The record is from RefSeq and is a predicted model, not a curated record. Gene Ontology annotation, molecular function: protein binding; calcium ion binding. NCBI's taxonomy places the organism in Eukaryota, Fungi, Ascomycota, Pichiomycetes, Serinales, Metschnikowiaceae.